Danio aesculapii is the source of this 3805-nucleotide messenger RNA. It is a transcript of the gene traf2a, whose product is annotated as Tnf receptor-associated factor 2a. The record is from RefSeq and is a predicted model, not a curated record. NCBI's taxonomy places the organism in Eukaryota, Metazoa, Chordata, Actinopteri, Cypriniformes, Danionidae. Gene Ontology annotation, molecular function: zinc ion binding; tumor necrosis factor receptor binding; ubiquitin protein ligase binding. Gene Ontology annotation, biological process: positive regulation of canonical NF-kappaB signal transduction; positive regulation of JNK cascade; regulation of apoptotic process. Gene Ontology annotation, cellular component: plasma membrane signaling receptor complex; cytosol; cytoplasmic side of plasma membrane.
GCUCCCUCUAGUGGAAGCUACAAUCCAUGAUAAGCUGACAAAAACACGACGCCUGUCGUUACAUUACUUACAUGUCGGAGCAAGCUAUAAAUAAUAUUAACAAUAAUAAUAAAUUAUGGUCAUACUUAUGACUGCUCACGACGAGAACGCUGAAUGUAUUUGAUACGAUGUUUUACAGCACUGCAGGAGGUUUUAUAAUGUUCGUUGGACCAUAAUAUGUGAAAUGUGUAGAAAGAUCCGCGUCUCUUCUCCGGAGCCUGGUCACAUGCGCGCUCGGGAAUAAUGGCUGCACAGGAACCCUCACCACCAUCUUCAUUAGAAGGCAACAAACCUGGCUUCCCCAAGAAAAUACUCGCCAACAAGCUGGAGGACAAGCAUCUGUGCAAUAUCUGCCUGAAAAUCCUUAGGAGACCGUUUCAGGCGCAGUGCGGACAUCGUUUCUGUUCGUAUUGUUUUAAUAAGGCAGUGAGCUCCGGACCACAGAAAUGCAGUGCCUGUAUAAAAGAGGACAUAUUUGAAGAGCCAACAUCAAUUUUGAAACAGGGCUGUGCUUUUCCUGAUAAUGCUGCAAAGAGAGUUGAAGCUCUUGAAGCUGUUUGUAUCAAUGAGGAGUGCAGCUGGACAGGCACCAUCAAAGAAUACGAGGCAAACCAUGAGGGUAAAUGUGACUUCAGGAUCCUGCCCUGCCCAUCAUGCAAAGAGCUUUUGAGAGCCAACGAACUUGAACGUCACAAUGAGAGAGAAUGCCCAGAGCGGACACUAAAUUGUAAAUACUGCAAGGAGCCUUUUCAUUUUAAAAACAUUAAGGCCCAUGAUGAGAUCUGCCCUAAAUACCCAAUGAUUUGUGAAGGCUGUGCCAAGAAAAAAAUUCCCAGAGAGAAAUAUGUGGACCACAUUAAACUGUGCACCAAAUUCAGAACACCUUGCAGAUUUCAUGUUGUCGGCUGUGAUAUGACGGUGGAAAAGGAGAAGAUCCAUGAUCACGAACAAGCCUGUUCCUACGAGCACUUAAACCUCCUCCUGCACUUCAUCAUGGGCAUCAAGGUGAACUUGGAGAGUCUGCAGCCUCAGAGUCUGGAGCUGGCCAGCCAUAAGAUCCAGCGAGCUGCAUCAGUCUCUGCGGAGCUGGAGCUCAAGAUGGGCCAGUUGUGUGGAGCAGGGGCUUCCGUGCAGGGGGCCUGUGCACUGCCCGCCUACCCGCCGGCUCCGACACUGGGUACGUCUUUCACUCCUCUCCCUACGGCCGUCGGGGGCAGCUUUGAGCUGCAGCUGCACAGCGAGAAAACCAAAGUGGUGGAGCUCAGCCGGCGCUGUCAGGAGCUUGAGCUGAAGGUAAACACCUUUGAGAACAUUGUCUGCGUGCUCAACCGUGAGAUGGAACGCUCCGCUACCACCAUGGAGGCAUAUAACCCACACCGGCUUGACCAGGACAAGAUUGAGAUACUUAACAACAAGGUACGGCAGUUGGAGAGGACGGUAGGCCUUAGGGAUCUCUCCAUCGUGGAGAUGGAGGCUAAGAUGAGGGAAAUGUCUGCUGCCACCUAUGAUGGUGUCUUUGUAUGGAAGAUCUCAGACUUCUCGAAGAAGAGACAGGAUGCUGUAGCUGGACGAGCGCCUGCUAUGUUUUCGCCUGCAUUUUACACAAGCAAAUACGGCUAUAAGAUGUGUUUACGCAUCUAUCUGAAUGGGGAUGGGACAGGACGUGGCACUCAUUUGUCUCUGUUCUUCGUGGUGAUGAGGGGACACAGUGAUGCCUUGCUCAAGUGGCCUUUCAAUCAGAAGGUCACCCUCAUGUUGCUGGAUCAGAACAACAGGGAGCACAUCAUCGAUGCCUUCCGGCCAGACAUUUCCUCUUCCUCCUUCCAGAGGCCUGUGAGUGACAUGAACAUUGCCAGCGGCUGCCCGCUCUUCUGCCCGCUCUCCAAACUAGACUCUAAGAACUCCUACAUCCGGGAUGACACCAUCUUCAUCAAGGCCAUCGUUGACCUCACAGGCCUUUAAGUGUCAGAUGUUGCUGCUUCACCAUGCUCUUUCUCCAGCCUGUAGUGGUUCCUGUGCAGUACUUCUUUUGUUGUUGUUUUCCUGAGGACUGUUCCCUCAGCCAGAGCUCUUUGCCGUGCUUGCGCGAGCCCAAAGAGACUACUGUACCCUGUGCAAUAUUGUGCCAGGGGUGACGCCACUCUGCAUUAUGUACCAAAAUCGUUCCCAGAAUUUGUGCAGUUCCACUGUAAAAUAGUUGCCCUUUGGGAACCUCUCCCUCUCUCGUAGUGGGAUAGCUGUCAGCUGUGAUUGUAACGUAUCUACUUGCCUGUGCCAUAGAUGUGGCACCUUGCCUUUUAUACAGAUUGAGAAGACUUGCUCCACAAGACAGACAUCAUUUCAUUUCCACGCGCUCGGCUUGUGUCACGCUCACUAUUUGGGUGCUUUUUUCCUUUCCUUAGUGUUUGAGCUACUCGUAAGUGAAUGUUUCGUGUGUAGACGGACACAGAGUCACCCUAUUGAAUGAUGUCGAUGCAUUCAUUUUGCGACUGCGUAGUUAACUUGCUUCACAUGCAAUCGACGGUCUUCUGACAUUCCCUUUUUGAGCAUAGUGUGCCUCGAAUGUUUCUCGUUUCCAUUGGUUCUCUGUAGUGGUGGACAUUGCUUGAAUUCCCAAAGUCCAAAGCGCAGAAAUUGGCUUUUGAUUACCUGCUUGAGGAGUUUAUGUGCGUGUGCGUGAUGUUUUUGGGCCUUCGUUUCCAUUUUUGGUGUUCUUUGGUGUAUUAGUUUGCAUGUUGGAUCUGUGGAAGAUACAUUCAAGUUAGCAGCAGACCAGGUUUGCACCCUGAGCCUGAGAAUCGAAGGCAGUUUCAUUGUAAAAUCGCUGUCGAAGAAAAUGACUAAAUCACGCUGGUGUCAAAAAUCACCCAGUUUAUUUCUUUGGACCUCAAAUGUCUCAUCAGUUGACGUGGUGAUACGCGAAUAAAAGAUAGCCUAAAGGUAGUGUUAAGUAGGACAGGUAAUCUCGUGUGCUUUAUCGUGACGUGGAAAGGCUGAUGUCUGUUAGCAUUUUGAUGUUCUCCUGUGUUUUUGGGUGUUCUGUUGAUAUUGUGCUGCUUUGGGCAAACAUAAUGGAUGCCGUUAAUACUAUAUGACUUGCUUCGGACCGUGCCGAUCAGUAUAAGCCAAGCAGGUGUAGUCAGUGAUUCCUGUCGUCUUUAUCCCAGAAAGACUGUGGAGUUUGCGUUUUGUAAAUGUGCUAGAAAUCGAGGAAUGUGAUUCGUUACGCCAUUUUGAAGUAGCCUCAGUCCUUAAUAUACAUACAGUUCAGUGCGUUCUGCCAUGAGACUUUUACUCUUUUUAUUUGCAACCAGAGACGGCAUUACUAAAUAUAUACAAUGCAUAACUCCUACAUAAGGGCUUUUAGUAUACAGUACGUCAGUACGUCUUCCAUGUGAGCUUUUCAGUCUGGUUAUUUUCGGAAACCGAGUCUGAGAUGCUUUUUUUUUUAAGAUGCCUUCAUGCUAACAAAGCACCUGGACCCAGCCUAUUUUCAAACCAGUUCCCACAGAUAUCGAAACCUCUCUGUGCAUGAGAUGUUUUGAUAGAGAAGAGAAAAAGAACAUAUUGUAAAUUAUCGGUUUACUUUGUAGACCAACACUUUAUUUGUAUUGCUUUACCUUUUUUAUCUGUCGAUUGAGAUGCAGUAUAUGAUGAUAAAUGUGAGUGUGGUAUAUUGUUUUAUGUAUAAAUAGAUAAACUAUACAGUGUACACGGUUUUGCGACUGAUGUAGCUGUGGAUAUAACAAAUACAAAUCAUAUAGAU